Yamadazyma jaroonii is the source of this 720-nucleotide messenger RNA. The record is from the annotation of a GenBank genome assembly. NCBI's taxonomy places the organism in Eukaryota, Fungi, Ascomycota, Pichiomycetes, Serinales, Debaryomycetaceae.
AUGAUCGAACUUAUGACAAAAGAAUUGAAGUUAUUGAAGUAUUUACAAUCACCAAAUGUUUUAGACUCCAUCAAAGGUAAACCUUUGAAAGUAUUAAAGGCAAUUGACGAUUUUAAUGCUAGAAGUAGUCAACAUUACAUGAUAGUUGGCCCGGCCAAGGGGAAGUUCAUAGUUGAGGAAAUUCAAAGAACAAAACCAAAGAUCUUGAUUGAAUUAGGAUGUUUUGUUGGUUAUAGUGCUGUUAAAUGGGGUCAUGAGUUGUCAACUAUAGGAGGCCGAUACUAUGGAUUCGAAUUUAGUGAGGAUUACGCUGAUAUUACUCGACAAGUUAUCGAAAUAGCUGGACUUUCAUCGAUAUCAACUAUUCUUGUGGGGGCUGCAAGUGAAAGGUUACCUGAAUUUGCCAAACAUCACAAACCUGCAGAUUUCAUUUUCAUCGACCAUGAAAAAAGUUUAUAUGUACCUGAUUUCAGAGUAAUGGAAUCUGUGGGAUUAAUUGGUGAAAGUACAACCAUCGUGGCCGAUAAUAUCAUUCGUCCUGGUGCACCUGAAUAUCAUCAAUACGUAAAUCUUGAUUCCAAUGAAAGAGAAACUUAUAAUAAUUCCCAUGAAAAUAUAUCAGGAUCAAGCUAUAAGGGUAAAUCCACCAAUUUAUAUACAUCACAAUUGAUUCCUGUUGGUCAAGAUGCCAUUGAAAUAACAAAAUGUUUACUGGUUUAA